AUGGACGUGCCCAGGAUGGCCGAGGGCCUCUUCAGCAGCACGCUGUCGUCGUCGGGCGGCGGACAACACGCGGCGUCCUACCUGACGCUGGAGCAGAAGGCGGCCUUCAUCUUCGUGCUGCUGCUCUUCAUCUUCCUGGCGCUCCUCAUCGUGCGCUGCUUCCGCAUCCUGCUGGACCCCUACCGCAGCAUGCCCUCAUCCAACUGGACUGACCACACCGAGAAGGACACCUUCGACUAUCGCAUCGUCUAAGCCGGGGCGUUCUCAAAUUUUCGGGGUCCAGGGGCGAAAUUCUUCCAAAUCCCAACUACACCCGACUAUCAUGUAUGGCCCGAAAAGCCAGGAAAUUUACCGUAAGUAAUGAAUCAGUUUAUCACGGGGGAUAUGUUCCAGAAUCACCCGCAGUAGAUAAAAAUCCACAAUAUAUGAAGACCAUAUUUUAAAAAACAAACAAACAAAAACAUUUUUUAGAAACUUUUACCCUCUCCCACAUGCUUUAAACACACAUAAUGUCGAUCUACUGUUGAUUUUUUAAAAAUUGUUAUGGUACGAUUAAAUAUAUUUUUAUUUCAUGGGGGGGGGAAAGGGGCAGUGUGAUGAGAAUAUAUUUUUGAGGGGAGGUUUGGAAUAAAAUUAAUUGUACGAGUCAAAGUCUAAUGAGACGUGAUUUUACAGGAAUUCUGUCAGAUUUUUACGAUAUGUAAAAAGUCGCAAUUUGGAAUGAGGUCGCAGAUUGGUAAAAAAAAAUCGUAAUCAUUCUGGAUUUAAGUCUGAUUUUGUCAGGAUUCAAUGUUAAAAUCGUAAGAAAAUACAGUCAGAUUUUUGGGGAUACAAAUUUGUAAUCUUAUGAGGUUUAAAUCAGAUUUGAACAGGAUAAUAAGUGACACUUUUGCGUUAAGCAA
Molecule: messenger RNA, 902 nt
Organism: Hippocampus zosterae (dwarf seahorse)
Lineage: Eukaryota; Metazoa; Chordata; Actinopteri; Syngnathiformes; Syngnathidae
Product: cortexin-3
Exons: 1
Coding region: 1-252 (83 amino acids)
Source: RefSeq, a predicted model, not a curated record